AUAGCGAACGCCCAAACUUAUAAUUCACCUUCCUUUAAAUGUUUUUGUUUCUCUUCACAUUUUAACCACUACGAAGCUUCGUCCCUCUUUCUUGGCUCACGGCUUACUGGACCCUUUUUAAACGCCUGCACCUCACACACUCCUUAUUCAUUCGUCUUCCAUCUUUCUCAAAAAUCUGAGAUGAAGAAAGAUGGCGAGGAUCAGUAACAACCUAAUCGGCAUUCUGAACAUACUGACGCUUUCUACUAGGUUUUCACAUUUAAUUUUUUUUUAUUAUCAAGCAGUAAUGAUGGGUUACUUGCUUUCGCUUCCUCUUCCUCUUCUGCAAGGCGGUUACCAAACCCGGCAAAUCGUUUCCAAAACGGCUGUUUGGGAUCUCACAAGCUUCGUCCCUCUUUCUUGGCUCACUUACUUAUCCUUUUUAAACGCCUGCCCCUCAUUCGCCUUUCAUCUUUCUGAAAAAUCUGAGGUGAAGAAAGAUGGUGAAGUUCAGUGACAACCUGAUCGGCAUCAUGAACAUACUGACGCUUCUGCUCUCCAUACCCAUCAUCGGUGGCGGAAUAUGGCUGUUCAAUAGAGGCAGUACGGACUGUGAUAAGUUUCUGGUAAAGCCUGUCAUUGCCCUCGGCGUCUUCAUCUUCCUUGUCUCCAUUGCUGGUUUGAUGGCCCUCUGCUGCAAGAAUUCUCUGGUUUUCUGCAUUUACCUGGUCGUCAUGUUUAUUCUCAUUCUGCUCUUGUUCUGCGUCACUAUCUUCGUCUUUGAAGUCACCAACAAGGGCGCCGGGCAGGUGGUAGGGAACAGAGGGUAUAAGGAAUACAAGCUGAGAAACUAUUCACAUUGGCUGCAGAAGCGAGUCAACAAGGCUUCGAAUUGGAAAAGGAUCAAGAGCUGCGUUUAUGAUGGCAAGAUUUGCGAAAACCUUGGAAAGGAUAACGCCGGCAUUUUAGCAAACGAAUUUAACAAUAAACAUCUUACACCGAUUCAGUCUGGAUGUUGCAAGCCCCCAACAGCGUGCAAUUUCACAUUUGUUAUGGCAACUGUCUGGAAUGGAAACCCUGAUGUCACUAGUGAUCCCGACUGUCACAGCUGGAGCAACAACCAGGACCAGCUAUGUUAUGACUGUAAAUCCUGCAAGGCUGGCGUGCUUGCCAACUUGAAGAAUGACUGGCGCAAGAUUGCAAUUCUCAACAUUAUCAUGCUUAUCUUUUUGAUUAAUGUCUACAUAGGUGGCUGCUGUACAUACGGAAAGCAUUGCACGGACGAUGGUGUCUUUGGCUACAAGGUUAGUGUUUAGGGUUUCAUUGUUUCAAUUUUAGAAGGAAGAAAGAUCUGGGGAUUAUUCAUUUUCCCUGGAUUGUUUGUGUUUCUUACUGGUACUGUACAGCCUAGUGCAUACUGAUUAAUUUUUUUUCCCACUAGUUCAGCCUUUUAUAUGGAGGUUCAGAACUUAUCUUUUGUAUUAGACAUAAAUUGACCCAUAAAAGUUUUACCUUUCCCUGUAAAUGAUUAUUACUCCAGACUUAUAUUGACUUAUUCGGUAACCUUUCCUUGUAAACGAUUCACUCCAGCAUUGAAAUGUGGCUUCACUUCACUUUCAGAGGGGAUCAAUGGAGAGAUUUUUUUAGUUUGCCUUGUAAAUGAUUAUCACUCCAGCAUUGAAAUGUGGCUUCACUUUACUUUCUGAGGGAUCAAUGGAGACAUUUUUUUAAUUUACCUUGUAAAUGAUUAUCACUCCAGCAUUGGAAUGUAGCUUCACUUUACUUUCAGAGGGAUCAAUGGAGAUAAUUUUUUGAUUUACUGCUCCUUGUAAUUGAUUUUCACUCCAGCAUUUAAAUGUGACUUCAAUUUACUUUCA
Molecule: messenger RNA, 1856 nt
Organism: Cryptomeria japonica (Japanese cedar)
Lineage: Eukaryota; Viridiplantae; Streptophyta; Pinopsida; Cupressales; Cupressaceae
Product: tetraspanin-8
Exons: 2
Coding region: 480-1295 (271 amino acids)
Biological process (GO): auxin-activated signaling pathway
Cellular component (GO): plasma membrane; plasmodesma
Source: RefSeq, a predicted model, not a curated record